This is a messenger RNA of Cornus florida, 2652 nucleotides long. Its product is annotated as endoglucanase 25-like. The coding region runs from base 472 to 2331 and encodes 619 amino acids. Gene Ontology annotation, molecular function: hydrolase activity, hydrolyzing O-glycosyl compounds. Gene Ontology annotation, biological process: carbohydrate metabolic process. The transcript is spliced from 6 exons. The record is from RefSeq and is a predicted model, not a curated record. Lineage: Eukaryota; Viridiplantae; Streptophyta; Magnoliopsida; Cornales; Cornaceae.
GUGAUAAUCACUUUAGUCCACAACAGUCUCUACCAGUCCAGCACACAGAGCACACACAAUACAAGAACAUAAACCCACGUUUUCCUCUUUCCUCUUUCCUCUUUUCUUCAGCCUCCCAAUUUCGUGUUCUAUCUCUUAGAUAUCUGACCCUUCAGCUCAAACAACUGCAAAAAAUCAACAUCAACAUUCAACCAAAUCAUCGUUUUUCUUUGAGAUUACAACUUCUUGUUUUUUGAUUUUUUGCUUUGAUUUUUUGCAACCCCAAUUGGGGAAUUUGAACCAAACCAUCGUUUUUCUUUGAGAGUACAACUUGUUUUUAUCUUUUUAUUGAUGAUACCCAAUUGAGGAAUUUGAACCAAAUCGUCGCUUUUCUUUGAGAUUACAACUUGUUUCUAGCUUUUUUGCUUCGAUUUAUUGAAGCCCAAUUGAGGAAUUCGAAAACCGAAUUGAGUGAUUUGAAGGGAUUGGAAAAUGAGUAUGUACGGGAGAGAUCCGUGGGGUGGGCCGCUGGAGAUUAACGCGGCGGACUCCGCGACGGACGACGACCGGAGCCGGAACUUGCAGGACUUCGACAGGGCGGCGCUGUCGCGGCCGUUGGAUGAGACCCAGCAGAGCUGGCUGUUGGGACCGGGAGAGCAGAAGAAGAAGAGGUAUGUGGAUCUGGGUUGUAUCAUUGUUAGCCGCAAGAUCUUUCUUUGGACGGUCGGGGUCAUCCUCGCUGCCGGAUUGUUAGCAGGGUUCAUCACCCUUAUCGUCAAGACGGUGCCUCGCCACCACCGUGCUCAUCCACCGCCGGACAAUUACACGGUUGCUCUCCACAAAGCCCUCAUGUUCUUCAACGAACAGCGCUCUGGGAAACUUCCAAAGCACAAUAAUGUCUCAUGGAGGGGGAACUCGUGUUUGAAAGAUGGAAAGUCUGAUUCGUCGUCUGUAAUUAAAGAUCUGGUGGGCGGCUACUAUGAUGCUGGAGAUGCAAUCAAGUUCAACUUCCCUGCAUCUUUUGCCAUGACCAUGUUGAGUUGGAGUGUAAUUGAAUACAGUGCUAAAUAUGAAGCUGCUGGAGAGCUCAACCAUGUUAAAGAAAUAAUUAAGUGGGGGACUGAUUAUUUUCUCAAGACCUUUAAUUCUUCUGCUGAUACCAUAGACAGGGUAGCUGCACAGGUUGGAAUAGGUGAUACUUCAGGAGGUCCCACUGCUAAUGAUCACUAUUGUUGGAUGCGUCCAGAAGACAUUGAUUACGCACGACCUGUAUAUGAGUGUCAUAGUUGCUCAGACCUCGCUGCAGAGAUGGCUGCUGCUUUAGCUGCUGCAUCCAUUGUUUUUAAGGACAACAAGGCCUACUCACAGAAACUUGUCCAUGGUGCUAGAACCCUUUUUAAGUUUUCCAGGGAUCAAAGAGGCAGAUACAGUGCAGGUGGUGCAGAUGCUGCAAAGUUCUAUAAUUCCACUAGUUACUGGGAUGAGUUUGUGUGGGGUGGAGCUUGGCUGUAUUAUGCCACUGGGAAUUCUUCCUAUCUCACACUUGCUACUACUCGUGGAAUUGCCAAACAUGCUGGUAUCUUUUGGGGAAGCAUAGAUUCUAGUGUAUUUAGCUGGGACAAUAAGCUUGCUGGAGCUCAAGUGCUUCUGAGCCGUUUGAGAUUGUUCUUGAGUCCGGGGUAUCCAUACGAAGAAAUGUUAAAAACGUAUCACAACCAGACCAGUGUAGUCAUGUGCCAAUACCUACCAUAUUUUACAAGUUUUAAUAGAACGAAAGGAGGCUUGAUCCAAUUAAACCAUGGAAGGCCACAGCCUCUUCAAUAUGUGGUAAAUGCAGCCUUCUUGGCUACCCUGUACAGUGAUUAUCUUGAUGCAGCAGAUACACCUGGAUGGUACUGUGGUCCCAAUUUUUACUCAACAGACGUCCUACGUAAAUUUGCCGAGACCCAGAUUGACUACAUCCUUGGUAAAAAUCCCCGGGGGAUGAGUUAUGUUGUGGGUUUCGGUAAUCACUAUCCAAAACACGUCCACCAUAGAGGUGCAUCAAUCCCUAAGAACAAGAUCAAGUACAACUGUAAAGGGGGAUGGAAAUGGCGGGACACCCACAAGCCAAAUCCGAAUACACUUGUAGGAGCCUUGGUUGCUGGCCCUGACAAGCAUGAUGGUUUCCACGAUGUGCGUACUAACUACAAUUACACGGAGCCUACCCUUGCAGGCAAUGCUGGUUUAGUUGCAGCCCUCGUUGCUCUGUCAGGUGACAAGACUACUAAGAUUGACAAGAACACCAUAUUCUCUGCAGUUCCACCGAUGUUUCCAACUCCGCCACCUCCACCGGCACCUUGGAAACCAUGAGAACUGAAAGCAGUUGAGCCCCUAUCAUUUCAUUUGAAAUUGGGGGUAGGUGAUUUUGCUGCAAAAGUAGUUUUUUGACUCCACAAUAUGCAGGCAAAGUAUAUAUAGGAAGAUGAAUAUGAUGAGAAGCACCGUGAACAUGGCUGGGCUGGGCUUGGACUAGGAACUUGAACUGGCUUGACAAGUUGUGGGUGUCUGAACAUGUCUUAUGAUUUAGAAUUUGUGAUAUAAAUAGUAUGUAUGUAUUAAAUUAAAUAUGUAUUAUUUGAAAAACUGAUGAACGAUCUUAAUUGGGUUACAUAAAAUUUAACAUUUUGUCUA